CUCCAGGGUUUUGAACAUUUUCUUCCUUCCCGUGUACCCUUUCAUUAUCGUCAGGGUUUUAGCCCCUCCACCUCUCUCCAUUUCUAUCUCUGCAAUUUUCUGUAUAUCAAAGAUGGAUUCCAUUGCUAAAGUGCUCUGCCCUCAUCAACCCUUUCAUUGCUCCCUCAAUCCCUAUCGUCCAUCCUUCUCCAAUCCCAAAGCUUUCCUCUCCUUCUGGACCCCACCUCCUCUAUCGUCAUCAUCAUCACCGUUCAAAAUUUCCUCCGUUAGAGCCUCAUCUUCUCGCUCUCCACUCAAUAAAACAUCGCAAACCCAUCAAACCUCUCCUCUUCAAACCCUAAACCCUCUCCUCAAAACCACCUGCAUCACUCUUACUGCCGCUGCUGCAAUCCUCUUUUCGAGACUCCAGAUUAAACCAGCAAUUGCCGCCCCGGUCGCCUCGCAAGCCACCGUAGAGCCCACCAAGGAAUCCUCGAAGGAAAAUGUAUCAUAUGAAGAACAAGAACGAGACCUUGAAGAGCAUUUGGCUCGACAUCCUGAUGAUACUGAAGCUCUGCGUUCCCUCAUGGAGGUGAGGAUCAAAGCCCGGAAGCUUCUUGGAGCAAUCGAAGUUGUGGACCGCUUAAUUGAGCUGGAGCCCAGUGAGGAUGAGUGGCCAUUGCUAAAAGCUCAAAUUUAUAGCUACAGUGGAGAAUUUGAAUCGGCGAGAAAAGGGUUCGAGGAAAUACUAGAGAAAGACCCUCUUCGGGUGGAGGCUUAUCAUGGUCUAGUGAUGGCGCAUUCUGAAUCUGGGAAUUCAUUGGACGAGGUGUUAAAAAGAAUUGAAGCAGCGAUGAAUAAAUGCAAGAAAGAGAAGAAAAAAUCUGACUUGAGGGAUUUUAAGCUAUUAAUUGCACAAAUUAGAGUGAUAGAGGAGAAAUAUGUGGACGCUCUGAAGGUUUACGAGGAAUUGGUGAAGGAGGAGCCAAGGGAUUUUAGGCCGUAUUUGUGUCAGGGAAUUAUAUAUACUCUGUUGAGGAAGAAAGAUGAGGCAGAGAAAAAAUUUGAGCAGUUUAGGAAGCUUGUGCCUAAGAAUCAUCCAUACAGGGAGUUUUUCCUUGAUAACAUGUUUGCAACAAAGUUCUUCUCGGAGAAGGUCCAGAGGGAGGGAGCAGGGUCGAGCAUCUGAGAGGAGUAGGGAAUAAAUUUAGAUGCAGCUGAUAUGCAGAUUCUACAAUGAUUGGCUUGGAACAGAAGGAAAUGUAUUGUGUUCAGAUGAGUCUUCAUGUGGAAGCAUUGUAUCUUGAUUCAUACUGUGGAAGACCCUAGGAGUAGAUAAAUUUGUUAAAUAGAUCUAAACAAAAUUGUGGAGUGCAAAUUUGGCGGUAAGAGGAACUUGCAGACAUAAAAAUGUAACUUCUAUGAUUGCUGGAGGAAUUUAUAUUGUUAGUUGUUAAGUAGAAGCAGAACAGGAAUCUUUGCAAAUGUUUAUUAAAGAAGAUAACGAGGCGUAGAAGUACAUAUGAACUCUA
Hevea brasiliensis (rubber tree) is the source of this 1511-nucleotide messenger RNA. Its product is annotated as protein SLOW GREEN 1, chloroplastic. The transcript has 2 exons. Gene Ontology annotation, molecular function: protein binding. Gene Ontology annotation, cellular component: chloroplast thylakoid membrane. Lineage: Eukaryota; Viridiplantae; Streptophyta; Magnoliopsida; Malpighiales; Euphorbiaceae. Bases 113 to 1168 code for a protein of 351 amino acids. The record is from RefSeq and is a predicted model, not a curated record.